Messenger RNA from Aspergillus glaucus CBS 516.65, 686 nucleotides. RefSeq names its product mitochondrial 54S ribosomal protein uL13m. Gene Ontology annotation, molecular function: structural constituent of ribosome; mRNA binding. Gene Ontology annotation, cellular component: ribosome; mitochondrial large ribosomal subunit. Gene Ontology annotation, biological process: translation; negative regulation of translation. The transcript is spliced from 3 exons. The record is from RefSeq and is a predicted model, not a curated record. NCBI's taxonomy places the organism in Eukaryota, Fungi, Ascomycota, Eurotiomycetes, Eurotiales, Aspergillaceae. Bases 177 to 686 code for a protein of 169 amino acids.
CGGAGGAGGCGGACGUAGGUAGAGAAGAGUGAAGAUAGAGAAGAGGCUUGGUUGAGGGCCAUUGUUGCUGAAUUGGUUUAUUACUUGUUUACCUUGAUUGCCGGUGACACAUUGAUUCAUUCUACGUCUUUCGUUCGAAAUAAACUGCCCUCGUCGCUGGGGCCGAAGAUACAAACAUGUCGCAAACCGUCGGAAGAACCCGUCUUGCCUACUCUCGCGCCUGGCACCAUGUCGACGUCGGUUCCGACCCCCGCUCCCUCGGCCGCGUCGCCUCCUCCAUCGCCCUCUUCCUAAUGGGCAAGCACAAGCCCAUCUUCGACCCGUCGACGGACUGCGGCGACUACGUCGUUGCGGUUGGCUGCCAUGACCUGCGGACAACGGGGAAGAAGCGGUUCCAGAAGCUGUACUAUACACAUAACACCCGGCCCGGUAGUCUGAAGAGCAUGACUAUGGACAAGAUGAUUGAGAAAUGGGGUGGUGGGGAGGUUUUGCGAAGGGCGGUUAAGGGGAUGUUGCCGAAGAAUCGGUUACAGUCGAAGAGGUUGGCACGGUUGAAGACCUUCGAGGGUGUUCAUCAUCCGUACAAGGAGAACAUCAUCAAGUACGGCAACGAGUCGGUUAUUGGAGGCUUGCCUGAAGUUCAGCAUGCUUUCAAGGCUGAGGCCGCCAAGGAGGCGUCGUCGUGA